This is a messenger RNA of Schistosoma rodhaini, 1249 nucleotides long. NCBI's taxonomy places the organism in Eukaryota, Metazoa, Platyhelminthes, Trematoda, Strigeidida, Schistosomatidae. The record is from the annotation of a GenBank genome assembly.
AUAAACAUUUCCCCUUGUCAGACCUCAGAAUACAAGGUGACUUUGUAUUGAUAUGGGAGAUAAUAAUUUCGGGAUAAUGACUCUAACUAUAUAGUGACAGUCCUAUGCAACCUAUAGGCAGAUUUCGGGACACUGUAGCAUGUUAUUUCCACCGAAUAUCCUUUGUACGUUGACGUGUGGAAAAAUUAUUAGACAUUGAACGCUCUAUACGACCUAACCUAAGGCGCUAGUUUAAUGAGUCUUCAGAUGAGAUAUCAUAGAGUGUUGUUAGUUUUGUUGGUUUGUGUGCUAACUAGUUCAUGUAUAGCUCAGAGCCUGACUCACACGGAUAACUACACUUAUUUCAAUGUGUCUGGCUGCUUAGCAUUCUUUGCUCGUUCGAUUUCUGUAACAUUCGUUAGCGGGAAAACAGCUAGUAUCGUCCCUAUACCGGCAAGUUCAAUGUCACUUUCUCCACUUAGUAAAUGCUCUGAUAUAAAAUCGUUUCUCGUUUUCACGUCAUCAAAUGUUAAUGAAAUCUCCGACCUUAAUGUCAGCUUGACUUUUAGCAAAUCCGGUCGUUAUUGGGGUGUUUCUGAAUCAUCUGUUAGUAUCAAGUGUCAGUCAGGUUCCAAAUCAUGCGUCAAUGUGCCUGGAAAUCCCUUGGCCAUCAAAUGGGCUGAAGCCCCUGUCAGUCUUGGUUACAAGUGUACUAAACCUUCAGUUGCACCAGUAAUCUUUCCGUCAGGUUCUGUGAAUUCAGUUUCUUUUCAGUUCACUAGCAUCCAGGUCCAACCGUUCGGCGUAAAAGAUGGUGUGUUUGGUGAUGUCACAGAUUGUGUCGGGUACUUCAGUAUUGGUGUCUGGUCAUCACUUAUCGUCUCCAUCCUUUUGGUUUCUGUGUUAACAUAUGGCUUAGUCAUGUUGGCAUCUGUACAGCCUAGUGAAAUAUAUGAGGAUCCUAAAAAGAAAAUGAUUCAACUUGGUGGAGAUAACUAAGAACACAAGUUUUGUUCAAAGGGUUUAAUUAAACAGCUAUUCGUGAUAAAUAUUUAUCUAAUAUAGAUUUUGGUUCUGUGUUUUCAAGCAUAAUCCCUUUUUAUUUAUAUUCAAGACUUACUAUUCUUUUUGAUUUUCUCUCUAUAACGUUGCUGUAUUGUGUACAAUAGUCAUAUAUUCACUAAAGAUCCAUUUUGUCUUCUAUUUGUUUCUCGUUGUUGAUUGAUUAAAAAAAAUAAAAGAAUCGGAUCAAUUUAUAAUUUUCAUCUAA